Taeniopygia guttata (zebra finch) is the source of this 3255-nucleotide messenger RNA. The record is from RefSeq and is a predicted model, not a curated record. Lineage: Eukaryota; Metazoa; Chordata; Aves; Passeriformes; Estrildidae.
AGAGCGCCGCCUCGCGGUCGUCAGCGCAGGCGCGGCCAUGGCGGCGGCCGGCAGCGGGGAGGGCGCGAGCGACAGCCUGGCGCUGUGGGCCGAGGUGCGGGCGCUGCUGCCCCGCGCCGAGGACGGGCUGACCUUGGCGCUGAGCGGCGAGGUGGAGGACUGCGUCCUGCCGCUGCUGCGGCGGGCCCGCGCGCUGCUCUACGGUGCGGCAGGCCGGCCCGGGACGGCAGCGGCAGCGGCGCUGGAGCGUCUCGGCGACGUCCUGCGUGACUACUCUUGGGAGAAGCUGAACGCGGGGCCAUGGAGGGAGGUCGGCAAGGGCUGGCGCCAGGUCUACGCCUACGGCUGCCUCUUCGGGGCGCUGGCCGAGGUGGCCGCGGGCCGGCCGCUGGCGCGCGCCGUGCGGCUCUGCGACCUGGGGCUGCUGAUGGGCGCCGCCAUCCUGGACAACGUCCUGGCGCGCCUGGUGCGCGCGCUGCAGCCGCACCUGCCCCGCGCGCCCCCGCGCGCCCCGGGCGGCCUCGCGCGCCCCCGCGCGGGCGCCGCUGAGGGGCAGCGGCCGCUCCCGAGCCCCCGGCCGGCGCCGCCCGCCCUGCGGCCGGAGCCGCCCGUUCCGCGCCUCCGCUGCCCUUCGCUCCAGCACUUCAGAGACAACUACCUCCUUCCCCAGCGGCCUGUGGUCCUGGAGGGCAUCAUGGACCACUGGCCCUGUAUGAAGAAGUGGAGAUUCCGACAGUCCCAGCCUUCAGCUGUCCCAGGAUCCCAAUGGCAACACCUGGGAACUCACGAGAAGUGCACAUUGCUGCUCACAGCUCAGUGGAUGUGUCAAGGACACACAUCAGUGGUUUUUACCCCUUGCAGCUUGCCGAUAAUUACUGCAAUGGAAAGUGAAUUUCAGAGCCAAGAUGUGGACUAUUUCUGUCAAGUCGCAGGGUGCCGCACAGUCCCCGUGGAGUUGGGUGCUCGGUACACAGACGAGGAAUGGUCUCAGCAGCUCAUGACUGUCAGUGACUUCAUCAGCCAGUAUAUCAUGGAUGAGAACAAUGUAGGAUACCUUGCCCAGCACCAGCUUUUUGAUCAGAUUCCAGAACUGAAAGAAGAUAUCAGUAUCCCUGACUACUGCUGCCUGGGGGAAGGGGAAGAAGAUGACAUCACCAUUAAUGCCUGGUUUGGUCCAGGAGGCACAAUCUCACCUCUUCAUCAGGAUCCCCAGCAAAAUUUGUUAGCCCAGGUAUUUGGAAGAAAGUAUAUCCGUCUCUAUUCACCACAAGAUUCAGAAAACCUGUACCCCCAUGAAAGCCAAAUUCUUCACAACACUAGUCAGAGCACAGCUGCUUAUCAAUGGCCUUACGUCAAGACAAAUUCUUCUGCAUCUAAAGAAGGGACAAAACUCAACCACAAUGCUAAGUAGAAGUGUUCCAACUCCAGCCCUAGGUCAGAGACUGAGCCAGCUGCCUUGCACACACUGCACUGAUUUUUCACCUGCUUGACAUGCUACAGCAAGUGUCAUUUCCAUUGUCCAACUGAAUUUGUACUGUUGCUGUACAAAUAGGAAGCCUUUGCUGAGAAAGGCUUCUUUCAAGAGUUCAGUUGCAUAUAUCAAAUUGCAGGACUGACUGCAACACUUGCAUCUUUCAUCCCCAAACAUGCACUGAGAGUGCCAACCCAAGAAUAUGGAGAAUUAAUAACAGAAAACAGCCUCCAAGAAAGCUGUGCAGGCAUUACUGUGAACAGGAACAUCAAUGAUCAUUUUAUUGUAAGAUUCUUAGAACUGUAGAAAAUGAGUACACUGAGUACUCUUACUAAUGAAUACAAUACAGUCUGGCUGUUCUGCCAGAGUGGGGGCAAACAGAUGUCUCUGAUAUCAAGUUUUACUGGCAUCAUCUAGGACCAAGAGUGGAGCUCUGUGUUAAGUCUGGGAGCCCAUCCGACUCACACCUGUAAAGAAAACUAAAGGAAGAUUAAUGGACAACACAAAGAGAAAAGAUAAUAUUGUAUAGCCACCUUUUCUAAAAUGCUUUGUAUAUUCUUCUGUUGCUGUUCACAAUGUCCAAUUUCCCUGGACAAAUGGAGGAAUUCCAUAGAGAUUCUAGGAAGCUGGGUAUUUCCAGAAGCUUUAGCAUCAUGGGUUGUGUGUGCCUCUAUUCUUUCCCUCCUCCCCCACCUCCUAAAGAUAGUUAAAAAAAAUAUGCACAGGGUCUGCUAAUGCCCCUGUGGCACUCUUUGGGUACUGUGGGGGCUCAGUACUGCCUGUGUGUGGUUUAGUGUCUGAAACAUAGCACUGAAGUCAGAAAUAGCUGAUACCCACAAUUAUAAAUACUACAGGCAAAGCCACUGAAUAUCACAGCCCAUUUCCUAGUGUUAUUACAUUCAAUUUUUUUAAAAUACCUUGCUUAGUACCUGGGGUAUCACAAGACCAGAAUUCAUUACACUCGGGACAGCGGGGUUCAGUCUGGCCUCUGAAGUACUUUCUGACACAAGGUAAGUGCAUUCCAAUUCCACAGGAUUCACAUCCUUGGCUCUGAAAUCAGGAGUGUUGAUUCAUAAAAUCAUUCUAAACGGUCUUUCAAUUUAAGAGAAAGUGGUUAUGAAGUGCAGCAGAUACGUAACACUUUGUUCCAAAGAAUGGUUCCCACAAUACGGGUGGUAGACACACUCAACAGUCAAAGCUGGUAAAUUGGCUAAAGCAGAUCUUUUUCUGUAAACUAGGAAAUACUAUUUCCCUAUAUGGACAAAAUUUAGCUUGAAAGACAACCAUUUCAGUGCAAUAAAGGAGACUAAUCAGGGUGGGAAAAAGUAACAUGGAAGCAUGUUAGUUGGGCAGAUCAGAAGAUGCAGGCUCACACAGCAAGAAAAUGUAGCAGUUUUGGAAUACGAAUCCAGGCUGUAACUACUUAAGCAAGAUGGAACUGCUAACAUCCCAGCUAUCAAAACACGGUGCUUUAGCAUGGUCUACAUAGCACACAUGUUCCUUCUGAGGUCCAAACACAAGCAAUUCCUGAACUAAAAUCCCAGGACCAAAAAAGAAUGUGUCACACUAUUGACGUCUAUUGGCAAGGCCCGAGGAGGACACUGGUAACACCUCACUGCUAAACCUCUUUCAGCAUCAGAAGUUCAUCUCUAACAUGCUGGUUUGGAAAGCCAGACAGCACAACCAUGUUCCUCAUUGCAGGAGUGCACUUUUCCAAUUUUAUACUUGGAGAUACUACUACAAGACAAUUUUAUUUCUAAAGACAGAAGAUAAAAUGCCUAAAA